Acanthoscelides obtectus is the source of this 936-nucleotide messenger RNA. The record is from the annotation of a GenBank genome assembly. NCBI's taxonomy places the organism in Eukaryota, Metazoa, Arthropoda, Insecta, Coleoptera, Chrysomelidae.
AUGGAACUCAACCGAGAACAUUUUCGCGCCAUAAUUUAUUACAUCUUUCAGAGACAAUUAUCGCAGCAAGAAUGCCUUGCUGAGUUACUGUCUGUUUUCGGCAACGAAGUGCCACAUCAGUCGACAAUUUCUCGUUGGUAUGGAGAAUUCAAACGUGGACGUGUGAGUCUUGAGGACGAUCCCAGGGUGGGUGCUCCAAAAACAGCAGUCACCCAGGAAAACAUCGAUGCUGUGCGCAAACUCAUCACUGAAGAUAGACAUGUGACAUAUCGCGAGAUUGAGGCAUCCUUGAAGAUCCCAAAGACCUCAAACCAACAAAAUGUACAUGAAGAAUUAGGAGUAAGAAAAUUAGUUUCUCGUUGGAUACGCCACCUGUUGACUGAAGAGCAGAAAGCAGCCAGGGUUAAUUGCAUUUUUAAUGGUGAUGAAUCGUGGAUUUACUGUUAUGAACCAGAAAAUAAACGACAGUCGACUGUUUGGAAAAGUGUUUCGAAAAAGAUGGUCGCGACAUUUGUGUCAAAAGCGGGUCAUAUUGCAACAAUUCCUCUGAAUGAGGAAAGAACUGUUACUGCGGAUUGGUAUACCACCAUUUGUUUGCCAAAAGUCAUCACCGAGCUUCGAAAAAUCAAACCCGAAAGAAGAAUCAUCCUCCACCAAGACAAUGCAAGCUCGCACACAGCCCAAAAAACAAGGCAGUAUUUAACGGAAGAAAACAUGGAAUUAUUGGACCAUCCUCCAUAUACUCCCGAUCUAAGUCCUAACGAUUUCUUUACUUUCCCGAAAAUUAAAAACAGACUGCUUGAAGAAGCAGUUGACGCAUUCAAAAACGCCGUUUUAGAUCUGCCAGCAAACGAGUGGAAUAAGUGCUUCGAAAAUUGGUUCGAGCGCAUGCAGAUGUGUAUUAAUCUUCGUGGAGAAUACUUCGAAAAACAAUAA